This is a messenger RNA of Pichia membranifaciens NRRL Y-2026, 1710 nucleotides long. RefSeq lists its product as hypothetical. The transcript has a single exon. Gene Ontology annotation, biological process: transmembrane transport. Bases 1 to 1710 code for a protein of 569 amino acids. Lineage: Eukaryota; Fungi; Ascomycota; Pichiomycetes; Pichiales; Pichiaceae. The record is from RefSeq and is a predicted model, not a curated record. Gene Ontology annotation, molecular function: transmembrane transporter activity. Gene Ontology annotation, cellular component: membrane.
AUGUUCGUUGACACCGUCGAAAGCAGAACGUCCUACGCUGUGCCUGUCAGCAAGGACGACGAAGUCAUCAGGUCUUUGGGCUACAAGCCCGAGUUUAAGAGGGACCUUUCUCUGUGGGCCACCUUCUCCGUCUCCUUCUCCGUCUUGGGCUUGAUCCCGUCCGUGGCGUCCACCAUGUGGUACUCCAUCGUCUACGGUGGUAACGCGGGCCUCACCUGGGGUUUUCUCAUCGGCAUGACAGGUGUGAUGGCUGUCUGCUGCUCGAUGUGCGAGAUCUCGAGCGCCUACCCAACGUCGGGAGGCCUCUACUACGCCACUGCAAUGUUGUCUCCUCCUAAAUACAAGGCCGUCCUCUCGUGGACCGUUGGCUGGUCAAACUAUUUUGUCCAGUUGACAGGUGGGCCUGCCGUCGGCUGGUCCUGCGCAAGUAUCAUUUUGGCCUUGAAGACCAUGACAGACCCAACGUACGAAAACAAAACUUGGCACACCUACUUGCUCACCAUCGGCAUCACCUUCACCUGUGCCUGCAUCGCUUCCUGCCCAACCAGAUGGAUCGCACGCAUCAACUCCUGCACCUCCAUCUUGAACAUGGUCUUCUUGUUUGUUUCCUGGAUCAUCAUCUUGGCUGCAAACAACAGAACUAAUCUCGGUCUCCCUAAGUUCAAUGACAACAGAAAAGCCUGGGGCAUCGACAACUUCACCGACUGGCCAGAUGGAAUCUGCAUGUUGAUGACCUUCCUUGCCGUCAUUUGGACCAUGUCAGGAUUUGACAUUCCUUUCCAUAUUGCCGAAGAGAGCUCCAAUGCACAAAUAUCUACUCCACGGGCCAUUUUUAUGACUGCCAGUAUCGGAGGAGCCCUUUGCUUUGUCUAUCAAUUGUCCAUCGCUUACACCAUCGUGGACGUCGAAGGAGUCGUCAACAGUGAGAUUGGCCAGCCUUACGUUUCUUACUUAGCUCAGGUCCUCGACCGUCGCUCUUGCCUGGCACUAGCCUCCUUCUCCAUCAUCUUGACUUUUUCCAUGUGCUUCACUUCCAUGAUUGCUGCCUCCAGAGUGUUGUUUUCCUACUCCAGAGACAAUUGCUUUCCAAUGUCCCACAUCUGGUGUCACAUCAACACCAAAACGAGAACCCCUGUCAACGCUGUCUGGAUGAAUUGGUUUAUUGGUGCAUGCCUUGACUUGUUAAUGUUUGGAGGUGUCGCCAUUAACGCCAUCUUCUCCUUAGGUGCAAUUGGUUCCUUCAUCUCCUUCACCUUCCCAACUCUUUUGAGGAUCACCUACGCGAGAAAUACAUUUGUCCCAGGGCCAUGGAACAUGGGUAAAUGGACAUACUUUUGUGGAUGGUAUGCUGUCGGCUUUGUCCUCUUGAUGAUCCCAAUUCUUAACUUCCCACAAUUCAGAGGGAAAAACUUGACGCCAGAAUUAAUGAACUGGACCUGUUUGGUCUACUAUGGUGCCAUGUUCCUCGCUCUUGCAUGGUACUUCAUAUACGCACACAAAAUCUUCAAAGGUCCAAAGAGUAACAUCACUAACACUGUCAUUCAGAAUUACGAAGAACUUGAAGAGCAAGUAGACUUGGUUGAAAAAAUAGCUGAUCAAGAAGCAGAGGCAAAAACCACUGGUCACGUUUCUUUGAAUUCUGUUGAAGCCACUUCUUCAGAUAACGUCUCGAAGAAAAACUCUGAAUUUGUCAAAAAGGAAGAGGUCUGA